Molecule: messenger RNA, 1101 nt
Organism: Alternaria arborescens
Lineage: Eukaryota; Fungi; Ascomycota; Dothideomycetes; Pleosporales; Pleosporaceae
Exons: 1
Coding region: 1-1101 (366 amino acids)
Source: RefSeq, a predicted model, not a curated record
AUGGCCACACCCGUAGAAGAAGAGCAGAUUCGAGAAUUCUACUACAUCAGUUGCCGCAAUGAAGGCUGUACCAUUAACGAAGCCUCAGAACGUAGCCUCGAAUACAUCAAACAAAUCCACAACGCAGAAAUGUCUUUGACGACUACAGCGUAUCUAGAAGAGGUAUUCCAAAAUAGUAGAUUACGACCUCGGUACUCUUCGACUCCAUUGUCCUAUGAAGACAACUUAUUUAGGAAUAUCGCAUGUCCAUCGGAUUCGGGAUUUAGAAACAGUCAUGGCAGUUUCGAUCACAUUUCUGAGAUGAGGAGGGACGUUAUUCCUAGCUUCUUUGAGGGUACGCGUGAGCAGCAUGAGCAGAAUUGGAGUGGACCGGGUCUUCGCGCUCCAGAAUAUAUUCCUUCUCCCUACGACUACCGAAAUAACGCCACAGGAUUGCAAGAUAGGUUUUAUGGAUACCUUCGAAGCCAUAAUAGGCCUGUGCCACCUCACCAGUCUUCCUACCGUCCUCGUACUCAUCCACCCCGUGAGUCUUAUUACACCACGGAAGACCGCCAGCCACCUUCAGCCUAUGAUUCUUACGCGUCGGCCUCCACUUACUCUUCAUAUCCUCCAGUACCAGACAACUUUGAACCUUACGCGUCUCCUGAUUCGCGUACCACCGACUCUCGGCCCUCGUUUUGCUCUGGUGCUCGUCCUUCUGUCUUCUACACCCGACGACAACCACCACCACCACCACCCCGCUUUACGUUCUACUCGGCGUUUGAAUCAUCCAACAACUCCUCCAGUGACCAAACACCUCCCUCAUACCCCUACACCCGGCCCUCACCACGUUGUCGUCCUGUCCCUCCACGACCGCAAGGUGUCCAACCAACCACAGAUUUAUACACUGUACUCGGUGUUACCCGAAAUGCUACAGCGGCUGACAUUAGGAAAGCGCAUCGAGCUUUGAGUCUGAGAUGGCACCCUGAUCGCCGCACUGAGCAGGAACAGAAGAAAGCGACUGAAAGGAUGGCGGAAAUCAACCAGGCGAAUGAUAUAUUGUGUAAUGAGGUAAAGAGGAGGUUUUACGAUCGAUGGAGCGUGUUGCCUAACGAGGAGUAG